Messenger RNA from Notechis scutatus (mainland tiger snake), 3627 nucleotides. RefSeq names its product VPS41 subunit of HOPS complex (gene VPS41). Gene Ontology annotation, cellular component: late endosome; HOPS complex. NCBI's taxonomy places the organism in Eukaryota, Metazoa, Chordata, Lepidosauria, Squamata, Elapidae. The record is from RefSeq and is a predicted model, not a curated record. Gene Ontology annotation, molecular function: protein binding. Gene Ontology annotation, biological process: vesicle-mediated transport; endosomal vesicle fusion; macroautophagy.
UUCUCACGUGAUUGUCUCACGUAUCGUUAUGGCGGAAACUGCGGAAAAGGAGCCUGUGACUGAUGAAGAAACAACAGAUGAAUCUGAGGAAGAUGUCAGUGAAGAAGAGCCCAAACUGAAGUAUGAAAGGCUUUCUAAUGGAGUUGGAGAAAUUAUUCAAAAGGAUAUAGCCAGUUGCAUGACAAUCCAUGAGAAAUUUUUGGCACUUGGAACACAUUAUGGCAAAGUUUAUUUGUUAGAUGUCCAGGGGAAUAUUAUACAAAAGUUUGACAUUAGUCCAGUCAAGAUCAAUCAGAUUAGUCUUGAUGAAAGUGGUGAGCACAUGGGUGUCUGUUCUGAAGAUGGAAAGGUGCAGGUAUUUGGAUUGUACACAGGAGAAGAAUUCCAUGAAACAUUUGAUUGCCCGAUUAAAAUUGUUGCUGUUCACCCUCAGUUUGUGAGAUCGCAUUGUAAGCAGUUUGUAACAGGAGGAAACAAAUUAUUGUUAUUUGAAAAGAAUUGGAUGAAUAGAUGGAAGCAUUCUGUUUUACAUGAAGGAGAGGGACCUAUAAGGAGUGUGAAAUGGAGAGGAAAUCUGAUUGCAUGGGCCAACAAUAUGGGCGUGAAGAUAUUUGACAUGACUGCUAAGCAAAGAAUCACCAAUGUGCCCCGAGACGAUAUAAGCCUCCGUCCUGAUAUGUAUCCCUGCAGCCUUUGCUGGAAAGAUAAUUUAACACUGAUUAUUGGCUGGGGAAAUUCAGUAAAGAUAUGCUCAGUGAAAGAACGGCAUGCAAGUGAAAUGCGGGAUCUACCCAGUCGUUAUGUGGAAAUAGUGUCUCAGUUCAACACUGAAUUUUAUAUCAGUGGGAUAGCACCUCUCUGUGACCAGCUUGUCAUUCUUUCAUUUGUAAAGGAGAUUUCAGAGAAAAUGGAAAAAGAAUGUUGUGCCCGACCAAGACUUGAUAUAAUUCAACCAUUUCCUGAAUCUUGUGAAGAAAUAUCUUCCGAUGCACUCACAGUAAGAUGCUUUCAAGAAAAUGAAUGUCGAGAUUAUUGUUUAGAAUAUUCUGAAGGUGAAUCACUUUUUUAUAUUGUCAGCCCAAGCGAUGUGGUAGUGGCCAAAGAACGAGAUCAAGAUGAUCACAUUGAAUGGCUCUUGGAGAAAAAGAAAUAUGAAGAAGCUUUGAUGGCAGCUGAAAUCAGUCAGAAGACUAUUAAAAAGCACAAGAUUCAGGAUAUAGGUUUAGCAUACAUAAACCAUCUAUUAGAAAUUGGAGAUUAUGAUUUGGCCUCAAGAAAAUGCCAGAAGAUACUUGGCAAAAACACAAAUUUAUGGGAAUGUGAAGUAUAUAGAUUUAAAGAAAUUGGGCAACUUAAGGCAAUUAGCCACUAUUUGCCAAGACAAGAUUUGAUUCUGAAGCCUUUCAUUUAUGAAAUGGUUCUGCAUGAAUUUCUAGAGAGCGAUUAUGAGGGUUUUGCAACAUUAAUUAAAGAAUGGCCUGGGAAUCUAUACAACAAUCCAGUCAUUGUCCAUGCUGUAUUGGACCAUCUGAAGAAAGAUCCACAGAACAGGACAUUGCUGAAAACUCUAGCAGAAUUGUACACCUAUGACCAACGCUAUAGAAAGGCCCUUGAAAUUUACCUCACACUGAGACAUAAAGAUGUUUUCCAGCUGAUCCACAAACACAAUCUUUUCAGUUCCAUCAGGGACAAAAUUGUUCUACUAAUGGAGUUUGAUUCAGAGAAAGCCGUUGACAUGUUUUUGGACAAUGAAGAUAAAAUCUCUAUUGAUAAAGUUGUGGAAGAAUUAAAAGAUAGGCCUGAAUUGCAGCAUGUGUAUUUGCAUAAGCUGUUCAAGAGAGAUCAUCAUAAAGGACAAAAGUAUCAUGAGAAGCAAAUCAGUCUGUAUGCUGAAUAUGACCGGACAAAUUUACUCCCUUUUUUGAAAAAUAGCACCCAUUGCCCAUUGGAAAAGGCUCUUGAAAUUUGUCAGCAAAGAGUCUUUGUGGAAGAGACUGUUUAUCUUUUGAGUCGAAUGGGCAAUAGUCGAAGUGCCCUGAAAAUGAUCAUGGAAGAUCUAAAUGAUGUUGAUAAAGCUAUAGAGUUUGCUAAGGAGCAAGAUGAUGCUGAACUUUGGGAAGACCUUAUUUUAUAUUCAAUAGACAAACCUCCUUUUAUUACAGGCUUGUUAAACAAUAUAGGGACUCAUGUUGACCCUAUUCUGCUGAUUCAUCGUAUUAAGGAAAGUAUGGAGAUUCCAAACCUGAGGGAUUCAUUAGUAAAGAUUCUUCAGGAUUAUAAUUUGCAGAUUUUGCUUCGAGAAGGUUGCAAGAAGAUUCUUGUGGCUGACUCUCUUUCAUUAUUGAAAAAGAUGCACCGAACACAAAUGCGUGGACUGCUUGUGGAUGAGGAAAAUAUCUGUGAAAUAUGCCUGUCUCCUAUACUGCCUACAGAUGCAUCUAAAUCUUUCAGUGUAAUAGUAUUUCAUUGCAGGCAUAUGUUCCACAAAGAAUGUUUUCCUGAACCUAACACAGAAUCUUCAUUACACUUCUGUAAUAUUUGCAGUGCUAAACACCGUGGGCCAGGCAGCGCCAUCUUGGAGAUGAAAAAAUAACCUUCUAUGGCAUAUCAAAAACAUCUGUCUGUGUAUGUGACUGCUUUCAUGUGGGACAAAAAAACAGCACUUCAUAUAUAUCUUUCUUUAUUUAACUAUAUGAUAAGAAGGCCUUUAAUCUUACAUCUCACUGAUAUUUCCUAUACAAAUUUAAAGUCCUAUGCCCACAUGCAGGCUAUUGUUACUGACUCAUUAUUGCUGCAGUUCAAAUUGGUCACCUGUUUGGCCAAACUUAUAUAACAUAAUAUAAAUGUCUAUGGAAAAAUUAAUAGUGUUGAUACAGUAUGACUGCAAACUAAAUCAUGUUAUGCAGAAUGCAUUUUGAAUCUAUAUUUAUGGACAGGUUCAAACAUUAGUCACCAUUUAGAUAUUACUCAUUUUUUUCUUCUGAGGAUUCCAAACAGUUUUUGUUGGUAGCAAGACAGUCAGUGUUAAGAAUAUUUAAAUAUGCUUACAUAUUUAAAUAUUCCAGUGAUACUAGAUGCAGGCAGGUGCCUUUAAAAAGCUUAAAGACAAGAUUUUCCCUUUUGUCACUUGAAAUAAUCUAAUCUUCAGAAUUAUAUAUUAUACUUAAAGGGUUAGGCAAAUUUAUUGUGCUAUUACAUACACUUGGAAUCCCUUAGGAAUUUACAGAACUGAUUCAGAGAACAACUGAUCCUAGUAUCAUUGACCAUUGAAAAUACAGGAUGAUGAAAAUUAUAAUUUAAACUUCUAGAAAGAUUUCAGCAGGAAGAGGCUGAUCAAAACUUCUAUUAGUUAGCCAUGAUAGUUAUCUUUUAUGAUUUUUUUCAAAAUGAAAAUGAUGCUAAGCAGAUCUCAAGAAUGUACUUUUCCUCACUUCUGACUUGAACUAUCCAAAUAUAUUAGUAAUUUGUGGAAGAAAUAAACAAAGAGCAGCUGCUGAUCCUCUAGGUACAGAACAUUCAAAAAGUAACAAGGCUGGACAAAGUUAUAGUGGAAAUGGAUAACAGAUUGUUAAACAAUAUCCAUGUAUUUAUGUGUUAAAUUUUCAAUAAAGACAUGCUUUAAAUGAA